AUGGCAGCAACCAUGGCAGCAAUGGCCGUUCUCAAUGCCAAGUGCUUGACCUUCAGCUCUCCCAAAACUCUCAACCCUUCAAGGCCACCCACAAAACCCAUUUCUCUCCUCUCCAUGCAAAGCCUCCCAAAAGGCCUCACCAACGGAAAACCAUCCCACAACUCAGAAUUCUUAACAUCACCACUCGCCGGAACAGCCCUCGCCGGAGCUUUUUUCUCAGCCCUGAGUUCUUGCAAUCCGGCCUUUGCAGCCCAACAAAUUGCUGAAAUAGCAGAAGGCGAUAGCCGCGGUCUUGCUCUACUACUACCCAUCAUUCCGGCCAUUGCCUGGGUGCUUUUCAAUAUUCUCCAACCAGCUCUUAAUCAGAUUAACAAGAUGAGAAGCAGCCAAGGGGUCAUCAUUGGGCUUGGCCUUGGUGGCUUGGCUACAUUAGGGUUCAUGUCUACUCCUCAUGCCUCAGCCAGUGAAGUGACCAUGAUAGCUGAAGCUUCAAGUGACAGCAGAGGACAGCUUCUACUGUUUGUGAUUGUCCCUGCUAUUCUUUGGGUGCUAUACAAUAUUCUACAACCAGGUUUGAACCAGAUCAACAAAAUGAAAUCAGAUAGCCAUAACAAGAGACAUAUACAAGCACGUCCUAAGCCAAAGGUGAAUCUUAAGCCUCGGCUAUGGAUCAGGGCUAAGCCCAUAAGGCCUGACUAG
Molecule: messenger RNA, 699 nt
Organism: Ilex paraguariensis (yerba mate)
Lineage: Eukaryota; Viridiplantae; Streptophyta; Magnoliopsida; Aquifoliales; Aquifoliaceae
Source: the annotation of a GenBank genome assembly